AUGGAAGGGUACAGAACGGUACCUGCAUCUAGCAAGGUUGCUCAGUCGGGACCUUACAACACAGUCACUUUCGACCUCGGCUUCGGUGAUAAAUACACAGGGAACGACAAGCGUAUUUCCGACGCCAUGACUGCUGCCCACACCAUGCUUAACGAACUAUUGCAGAGAUCAUUCACCAAUCAAGUCUCUUGUACCUUGUUCGACGACAAGGGCCGCCCAAUUGCUUUGUCGAAUGACCCGGCUGAUCGUGGAGGGGUAGAGCCGAGGAGCAUGACUGUGAUCGAGUCGCCCUAUUUCCCGCUAUUUCGCGAAGCUACCAACGUGACUGAAACACCAGUCAAGAUAGGAGCGUCAUCUUUUUUCUUCGUAUGGGGAACACGAGCGGUGACUAACGUGACUUGUAACUACGAGGGGGGUAACUGGGAUCUGUCUGGUUAUAACUCAUAUCAUGUCACCCUUGAGGACAAGCCGGCCAAAUCUGGAAGCAACAUGACGACCUCACAGGAUGUUUAUUCGUACACGGUGCUGCGGCAAAACUAUACUGACCUUGCUGAACUGCCCCCUCGGCCGCCAACCACUCAACCGAGGCUUUUGGACGAGAGGUCGGUAUUCCAACUGCCACCAAAUCCCUCGAACGACUCGGUGGCCGACGCAGGCGGCGCUCAAAAGGGGGUACUAUGGGGCACCAGGGCGACCUUAGCUAAGGCAGCCAAAAGCGCAUCCCUCCGUUCGAAGGGAUCCGGUGCAAAACAGGAGUACAACAAGGUGACGAUGGAGGUAGGCAAUAUUCUUCGACCUGAUUCGCGCUGCCAGAUCCUGGACCAAGCAGGAAAGAUGAUCAGCGUAGCGGGAGAGGACGGAAAGGCCGUCACCACGUUUCCCAUGGGAAGGUAUACUUUCCAUGAGCCGAAAAGAUCGACAGUGGGGAAAAUCUUGUGUGGCCCUCGUCUCGGGCAAUGA
Messenger RNA from Pyricularia pennisetigena, 960 nucleotides. RefSeq lists its product as uncharacterized. The transcript has a single exon. The coding region runs from base 1 to 960 and encodes 319 amino acids. The record is from RefSeq and is a predicted model, not a curated record. Lineage: Eukaryota; Fungi; Ascomycota; Sordariomycetes; Magnaporthales; Pyriculariaceae.